AUGAACCAUGAAACCACAACCCUGAUAUCCUUGAAGGAAGCAAUGAAAAGAGUAGACCUCAAGCUCCAAGCUCUAGACACACAGUUCAAAGAACUAGACAUCACCAAGGAUAAUCUGACACGUCGAUUUGAACACCAUAGCAAGACUUUGUCAAGCCAAGCAGCCCAAGACGAGAUGUGGGCAGCAGCUCUGGCCCUUGGGUUUACCUCAAUGGAACUGAAUAUUUUAUACAGCUAUGUCAUCGAGGUCCUUAUUUGCUUGCACACUCGAGUGCUUCAGAAGCUUCCAGACCUGGUGAGAAGUCUCCCGACCUUAGCCUCAGUCCUUAGAAGAAAAGCCAAGAACAAGCACAUUGGAAUUGUGUGGGAGUCUGUCCUGGAAGAGUAUGGGCUGCAAGAGAGAGAUGUCACAGCGCUCUGCACUUUCUUUGUUGUCCAUGGCAACAAAGGAGAGCACUAUGCCUCGAGCGUAAGGCGGAUGUACAUCAAAGAUGUUUCCUUCAUGAUCACCAACAUGGUAAAGAACCAGGCUCUACAGGAUGGUUUGCUUAGAGCAGUUCAGAUCAUCGAGAAGGGGAAAGCAGCACAGACCCCUGAAAACUCAAGGGCACCCCUCAAAGAGUUGAUGCCCCCAGUUAAAGACUAA
Molecule: messenger RNA, 645 nt
Organism: Apodemus sylvaticus (European woodmouse)
Lineage: Eukaryota; Metazoa; Chordata; Mammalia; Rodentia; Muridae
Gene: Smco1
Product: single-pass membrane protein with coiled-coil domains 1
Exons: 3
Coding region: 1-645 (214 amino acids)
Source: RefSeq, a predicted model, not a curated record